Cloeon dipterum is the source of this 1186-nucleotide messenger RNA. RefSeq lists its product as uncharacterized. Lineage: Eukaryota; Metazoa; Arthropoda; Insecta; Ephemeroptera; Baetidae. The record is from RefSeq and is a predicted model, not a curated record. The transcript is spliced from 4 exons. Bases 108 to 674 code for a protein of 188 amino acids.
AGCCACUUUUUAGUUGCAAAGACGGCCGACUCAGAGCAACAAGUUUAGUACACACAAGUAUAGUGAUCUCAGUGCCAGUUUGAUCUUCGAGUCCUCCCACACCUAUUAUGAGAAUGCAGGUUGUGCGCUUCAAUAAGCAGAACCUAGCGUUAAUUUGUGCACUCGCGUCAGUCCUUUACUUUUUGCUGCACGCCAAGACGCAGCACAUAGAGCUCGAGUAUGUGGUGGACGAGAAGGCGAUUCUUGUGUGGGAGCACGUCGCAGACUUCAACAAUAUGAUGGCCCUCAACCCUACGAUACUGGAUUUUGACAUUAUUGAGGACAAAGGAAACUACAAGAAUUGGCAAUACACGGUGCACUACACCGAACACCUCUCGAAUUUCCCUUCCAUAAAAAACAAAGCAGUUGGAUUUUACACAGUCCGGCCAGACGGAAGUGAUUUUCUUAUCGAAUCCACCCAUAAGACUUGCUUUUACAAUUUGUACUGCUUGUCCUCCGCCUCAGAGUUCAGGUUCAGAAUGAGAGGUGCUUCUCAGACAACUUGCUUGGAGAAAAUUGACUUUCAAUGCCCUUACUUGUUCACCAAGAUUUGCACAUCAGAGGCUAUGCACCAGAGGGCGAUGAUCAGGGAUAAAUUGAUCCAGUUCUUCAAAGAAAAUGCUAACCAGGCGUGAUUGUUGCUUUACUUUGAAUUUCUAAAACACUGUGCCAAAGGCUACGAAUCUCACUAUAAUUUAUUUACUCCAUUUUUAUGGAAUAAAUGAUGCUCGCUUAAAUUGAUAUUCUAAACUACGCAUUGAUCCAAAAACUGUUUUAAAAUUUAAAGCGGACAAAUACAUAAGCAAUACAUUCAAGUUGUUGCCAGAAUGCAUUUGAAUUGAGAGAGCGCAGAUGUGAUGCGUGGUUGACAGGAAGUGAAUUAGAACAUCCUUGAUAAAGCAGCACAGCGUUACUCGCUACAGAGCAACGCACAAAAACUGACACGCAGCCAGUAUGACAAUUAGGAUUCUUUUUAUUGCUGCUCUCCUAAUAAUAUAUGUGAGAUGAAAUUAUGUGUAUGAUACAAUGCAUUGAUCAGACUUAUCUUAUAAAACUAAUCCAAAGUUUUAGUAACUAAUCACAAAAUUUUUCACCAAAUACCUAUACUAUUUUUGAUUGAUUAAAAUAAAUUUCCAACUUGAAUCUA